UUAUUUCUCGUUAAAAAAUUUCAUGUUCGUAUUUCCAAAGAUAAAGAAGUAUUUAUUGGAGAAGCUCACGGGGCGGUGGUCUCCAUUAUUAGUACACAAGUGCAAGGCAUGGGCUCGACUAGUUUCCUAAACAAGUCGAGGUCUGGUUUCAGAACGAAGAGCGGGUCCAGUGGCGGUUCUGACAAGGAAAUGAACGGGAAAUUAAAAAGAACAAAAAUACGGCGCCCGGUAAAGAUGAAUGAUUAUGGAAUGAAGAGGAUACCGGAUUAUACAGAAUUGGCGUACAAAGAAGCUGUGUCGAAAUUAAAGUAUUUCUUAUCGGGGAAUAAUGCACCGAGCGUCCGUAGCUACGGAGGUUCAGCAUCAAUUAAAAACCUCGACGAAUCUGAUGGUGAAAUCGAUAAGAAAUAUUCGUUAUCUUUCAAUACCCUAUCGGAAUACAAACCACGGCCAAGGCUCACGGCUAAAUACGCUACAUUGUACGCGGACAGUCUGAACAACUACACGACACCUCAGCCAACGGUUACCAAUAUUGCGCCACCAGCAUCCGCCGACUUGACUGGCGGAACCAAUCCCGAUGUGGUUAACUUUAUACAGAAACAAGAAGAGUACAUUGAACAACUUGAAAAGGAAAGCCAGUAUUGUAGGGAUGAAUUGAACAAUCUGCUCGGGAAAGUAAAAGAGGUUAUAUCUGAAAAUGAACACUUGCACGAGGCUCAAAAAAAUAAACUCAUUUCCCGAAUGUUCCACACAUACAAUGCUGGCUCUGAAACUGAUGACUUAGACGAUGUCGGUGACAGCACUGGACUGGACAGCGAUAAUAAGGUCUCUCCAUCGAAAACACGCAGACCUAAAUCCCGAUCAGUAAAACUCGAAGGACCAAACAUCGUGUUCGAAUCUCGCAUCGCUGAACUAGAGGCUCAGCUGACUCAAGCUAAAAUCGAUCUUAAGAAGGUCCAGGAUGAAAACAAUGAAAACAAACGUAAGCUUGCCAACGGUCUCGUGGAUUCGACUUGUCUUGAUGGUUUUAAAAGACAAAUCGAUAAUUUACAAAGAGAUAAAUCAUCUUUGGAAUCUCAGAUAUCUAAGCUGAAACUAAAUCUAGAACAGAAGGAAGGUGAUCUGGAUACCCGCUACAAAAGAGGUUCAGAUGUGGAACAACAGCUUAGAGAAGAGAGAAAUAAUUUAGAAAUCGAAUUGAGCAGACUUAAGGACGAGCUGGCGCGCGAGCGCGGGCGCGUGCGCUCGGCGUCGGGCGAGGGCGCGCGCCGGGCGCAGCGCGAGCGCAGCGCCGCCGAGCAGCGCUACCUCGCGCACUGCGACGAGCUGCAGCACGACCUCGCCGCGCAGUUCGACAACGUCGCCAAGCUGCAGUUGGACUUAGAACGGCAGCGUCGUGAAGAAAAUGAUUUAAAGAGGGAGCUGUCGAUGAAGAAUGCAGCAAUUGAAGAAUUGAAAAUGGAACUUAAGAACAAAAGUGCGUCCCUUCAAGCAGAUCUAGCUCAAGCUCAUGCAGAAAAAUCAUCUCUCGAGGAAGAGCUGGCAAGCGCUAGACUUGCUAUCGAAAGACAUCAACGACAGUCCAAGCAUGAAGUCAACCGACUAAAUUCUGAAAUUCAAUCGCUUCGACAACGCUUAGACAGAGCUGAUGCAGAUUUGGUUCACUCUCGUCGCGAGAACCUGCGUCUCUCGGAACAGAUCUCCAAUCUUGAAAAAGAGCUAAAUUUGAAAAACUUGACACCAAUAUCGCCAGAGAAGAACAGGAAGGAGAAAGAAUUAUCAACGAUGCUGGAAUCGAUGGAAAAUAAGCACGCUAAGACCGUGGCUGAGUUGGAGUCCAUGAUUCAUUCACAAAACAGUCUGAUGGAGAAACUCACCAGCGAAUGUCGUUUGCUUACAGAUAAGCUCGACGACACAAAUCGUAGGCACAAAAUGGAAAAAACACAGUUGCUUUGCAGAAACUCUGAACUUAUGAGAAAACUUAGAAAUCUGUGGUCUUCUCAUAAGAAAUACUGCACGACCACAAUAGCACCAUAUCGAAGUUACACUCCAUUAAGUGGAUAUCCAAGUAGCUCAUCAUGUGACUUAGAUCGCACUUAUUUGACCUCAACGCCUUAUACAUAUACAAAUAGAUUUAGAAGAACCGAUGGAUUUAGUUAUAAUGGUAGUGCGAAUGAUGAAAUCGUUAAUCUGAGCAGAAAUUUAAGUGAUCUCUCGAUUGAUAAAAUCGGGGAUUCAGAUGAUGAUCCUCAAAAGGAAAGAACUGGCAACUCUGCAGCGUCAAAUAGAGCGUCUGGGACAAUCCCUGCAGUCUGCAUCGCACCCACCUAAUAAUCAAGCACCUACCUCGCACGCAGCCAAUACCAACAGAAUAUCACAUUCCCCAACCGGCGCCGGAUCAGACUAUUCCAGAAAUGAGUCCGCCAGAGACGCCACAUUCAGAGAAAACGACGAUAUCAGAAAUAAUCUCGGCGACGUCGCUGGAGACCACGAAGAAUCAAAAAAUAUAAACCAACACAUACAAGAUUACACUAAUAAUGAAAAUAUAACACAAGAUGCACAACAUUACAGCACAGAAAUAACACAAGAUGUAGUAAGC
This is a messenger RNA of Nymphalis io (European peacock), 2599 nucleotides long. RefSeq names its product serologically defined colon cancer antigen 8 homolog. The transcript is spliced from 17 exons. Lineage: Eukaryota; Metazoa; Arthropoda; Insecta; Lepidoptera; Nymphalidae. Gene Ontology annotation, biological process: neuron migration; tube formation; establishment of cell polarity. The coding region runs from base 109 to 2331 and encodes 740 amino acids. The record is from RefSeq and is a predicted model, not a curated record. Gene Ontology annotation, cellular component: centrosome; centriole.